AUCGGAUAGCAUUCAGUGCUUUCUAUUUUUAGGACUUACUCAACAACGUAAAAAUUAGGAUUGGUAGAUUUUAGUUGUUAUGCGUGUAGCUCAGUAAAGGACAGAUAGACUAGUAUGUUGCUUAUAUUGUCCAAGCUUCAAUAUUGAUAUAAAUCAAUUGGAAUCAAGGUUAUACCAUACGUUUUCAAAAGAAACAAGUGCUCAUUUCCCGGAAAUUUUACUGUGUCUAUUCGAAUUUUAUGUGAUAUACAGGAAGUGGACUUAUCGCGUACCCUUAGUUCUUAUAAAAUUGCGUUUUAGGUGCAUUAUGCUUAUUAAAUUUCCAGCACUAUAAAGGAAUUUGGAGUGAGUAUAAAGAUGGCAAAGGCGUUGCAGGAUGAAGACGGAUGGACCCAAACUUCUUCCGUGUCGGAGCCAUUGAAUCUAUCGAAACCAAGAUCAGACCAGCCGACCGACACCGUAAAACAAACACUGAAAUCGCUGAUUAAGUCACGCAGAAUUGCAGAAGGAAAAGACGAGUUGCAAGUAGAGUUUAAGAUUGAAAAGGCGAGAUGCGAGUUAACUCCAGAGGAAAAAAUGAAGCAGAGAGAGAGAAAAGAACAGAACCGACGAGCAGCAAUGAGAUGUAGGGAGCGCAAAAAAGAAGAACUGAAAAGUUUGCUAAAAGAAGAAAAUUCAUUGAGGCAGCGUCGUCAGGUAUUAAUGGCUACUGUUGAAAAAUUAAUUGUUGAAAAAGAAAAACUUUUAAAGACAAUUCGUUCUUCGGGGAAUGUCUCGGAUUGUUCCUGUCCAGAGUCUGAAGAAGGAUGUAUCAACUGCUUGUCAAAUAGUGAAUUGAAUGCGCUUUCUGAAUCUUCUAGCAGUUCAACAGUUGUCCCUGAACCAAUGAUUGUGGCUCCUGAUAGCUGCGACAGUGGCACAGACAGUGGUAAUGAAGAAGAUGAUGAUGAUGAUGAUGAAUCUGGUCGUCUUUACAUAGACACUAGUGUGUCAGAUGAAGAUUCUAAGGUAUUAGAUUUGAGUUUUGCGAAAGAAAGACAUGUCCAAAUGGAAUUGACCGACUCUGACAGCCAGCCCAGUAGUUCACAGGAAAGUGCUACAAGUCAAGAAUGCAGUCUUAAUGAGGAGACUAAACCAGUGGUGUUAUUUCCCAAUCAAAAGCCUAGUAAAAUUCCAGAAUCCUUUGUCCUCAAAGAUUACAUUAAAGAGGAAUCAAUGGAGAUGGAAGAUUCAGACUAUGUGAUGAGUUCACAGGAGAGCAGCCAGUCAAUUUAUAGUUCCCAAGACAGCAUUGAUGGAAGCUUUUUGAAACAUGGUGGGCGAACUUGUGAGGUUUCAUGUGACUGAAGUUUUGAGAAAAGCUUGAAAAAAAUUUAAAUAGGGCUUUUUUGCAUUUGUAAUAUUUUUGUUCUCUAUAUUGAUUUCUAAUGAAGUCUGUCAUUGUUGUUGUAAUAAUAGCCUCCAAAAACCAAUCCUGAAGGAAAAAUUUUGUUAGCUGCUCACAUGAUGAGAUUCAAGUGAGCUUUCCUGAUCAAGAUUUGUCCUGCAUUGUAUUUCAGUCUGUUUUGUGUAAAUUUUUUAUAAUUUUCAUCUCAACAUGUACCACAGGUCCUUUUUCAACCAGAAUUGUUUCAAAGCGUCCAUGGAUCAGGAAUCAAGUAUGUUCAAGUUGAAUGUUAUGCCCACUCCCAUAGAAAGAAAAUCAUGAAAUUGUGCAAAUUAAAUGUGGUGUUUAAAAAGUCUUCCCCAAAAUCACAAAGUUUUAUUGACCAAAAUUGUGAGAAAGUUGAAAUGAAGAUUCAAGUUUAUUCAAAUCAUAACCUGCUAGGCCAGGGUGAGGUCACGAAAGGGGUUCAACUAUAACAUUAGGUAUGUGUAUGAAAAUUCUUUAAGAAUCUUCUCAAGAAGGGUAUGAUGCAAGCAUCUUCAUGUGGUGCAGACUCAAGUUGCUCACAUCAUGGCGUCCUUAGCAAGGGCAUGGUCACGGAAAGAUUUCUAUGUUUUAGAUAGGAAAAUUAUUUUCAACAAGAUCUACCAUUAAAGCAACACAAGCUGUAACUGACGGUAAAUUAAUUGAAAAGGAAAGAAUAGAAUAACAUAUUUGUGAUUGAAUAUGUAAUCUCAUUGAAUCAGAGUGUAUCUGAAGCAAUAAACCCCUCAGAUCAGCAGAAAAUGUCGAUUCAUGAAUUAUUGUCUUCCUGGCAGUAAUCUCCAAUGUGCAUUGACCUCAGAAGUCACCAAUUCGGAAAUACGGCAGAGAGGCACUGCUCAAGUGUCAGAUUUGUAAAGAGGCACUGCGCAAGUGUCGGAUUUGUAAAGAGGCACUGCGCAAGUGUCGGAUUUCUAAACCAAUUGUCCAAUAUGUCAAUUUUACAGAAAAUGCAUCUUCAAAAUUUUGAUUUGAGUGGCACAUUUGCUUAAUUAUUCCCUAUUAACACUUAAAAGUAAUUCAUGACACAUUGUAAAUUUUUUAAACAAACGAAAUGUGUAGCGACUCGCGUCAGUUUCCAUCUUUGUUUGACCUCAGUCUCAGCAACAGAUCAUGUUCGGUAAUCACCGUCCCUGUGUCUGAGUAUACGAUAAUCGAGUACGAGGCUAUUGCGGUUUAUACAAAACGCUCAUGGAAAGUAUGUUCUCUAGCAAUAUGCCCUUGUUUAUUUUGCUGAAUUUUUCAUCAGAUCUUGGGGAUUAUAUUUAUACAGAUAGAUGUUAAUUGGUGCAUAUUUGGGUAGUAGAAAAAUACCGUCGGUAACAGCUUGUAUUGCUUUUUAGAUGCAGAACUCAUUGAUACCAGACAUAUAUAAUGCUUAACGCUAGCACACUUUUCACGAAGCACAAGUAAUGCAAGUGUUGUCGCAGUUCAUGUCCUUGAGUGUAUUUUCAAAAAUGUAAUUUAUUUCUUAGAAAAAACCAUUAAGGACUAUGGGUUGGGCAACAUUCAAAGUUUUACCUAAGAUUAUUUAUGUAAAGUCUUUAAAAAUCCCGGAAACCACAAGGGUACAUUUAUGUCAAGUUGAUAAGCAAGCAUCAUCAUGUAGUGUAGAUUCAAGAUUGUUCAUACCUUGAAACCCCAGGUUCAUGUCAGGAUGGGCCAAAAGUGUUGGAUAGGGCUAUAUAGAUAUACAUUUAUAUAAAUAUAAAUCUUUUGAAGAAAAAGGUUUAACAAGGUUACAAGUUGGUUCAAAAUAUGGGGUGGUUGGAAUUUCAAUUGCUUGGGUGAGUGGCGUGGUCUAUAGACCUCGUAGUUUAUGUAUGGAAGGUCUUGAAAGGGAAAGGGAGUGUAUAACAAGUUUUAAUAGAUGGGUGUUGUAUUGUGGUUUUAGAUUUACUUAUUGCAGUACGUCAUGAAAUAUACAGCCCUGCGGUCCAUUACACAGGCAAUUAUGUCCCUGGGGUUUGAAUUUAUUAUUAGAGUGCUUUAAAUUCGAAUCCAAGCAAUAUAAUUGCCUGUGGUCCAUUAUUAACUUUUUAUUAUGUGCUGUACAAAAAGGCAAGCAGUCUUUAUAUUCACACUGUUUAUAUUUACAUUUAUCAAUUAAAGUGUAUACAUGUA
Messenger RNA from Ostrea edulis (European flat oyster), 3553 nucleotides. Its product is annotated as transcription factor kayak-like. Gene Ontology annotation, molecular function: DNA-binding transcription factor activity; DNA binding. Lineage: Eukaryota; Metazoa; Mollusca; Bivalvia; Ostreida; Ostreidae. Gene Ontology annotation, biological process: regulation of transcription by RNA polymerase II. The transcript is spliced from 3 exons. Bases 358 to 1347 code for a protein of 329 amino acids. The record is from RefSeq and is a predicted model, not a curated record.